Molecule: messenger RNA, 1217 nt
Organism: Rana temporaria (common frog)
Lineage: Eukaryota; Metazoa; Chordata; Amphibia; Anura; Ranidae
Product: olfactory receptor 2D3-like
Exons: 1
Coding region: 250-1170 (306 amino acids)
Biological process (GO): G protein-coupled receptor signaling pathway
Cellular component (GO): membrane
Molecular function (GO): G protein-coupled receptor activity; olfactory receptor activity
Source: RefSeq, a predicted model, not a curated record
CUGCCUAUGACUCUGGUGGUGGGCUUCACCUGUACAAGUGUGCUGACCAUCACGGUGGAAUUAAUCAUCCCAUACAUCAGGAUUGUGAACUUGUUGGAUAAUAUAGACUUCUUUCUGCAUAACCCCUCGAGGGUUAACCUAUUACAUUGACUUUAUAACACACGAAGUCUGGGUGCCAUGGCGCAGUUCUAACCCCCCUUUUUUUCCUUAUUCUGUCACAAUACCAGCAUUCUCUACCAUCUUGUAAUCAUGGACAAUCAUACAAUAAAUAAUGUGUUUUACCUAAAUGCUUUUGCAUUUGACAUAAGACUAAAAAGUUUUUUUUUUGUUUUUUUUCUCAUCUUAUUCCUUAUAACAGUUAUUGGGAAUUUGUUUAUAAUUAUACUCACACAUAUAGACUCUCAUCUUCAGACCCCAAUGUAUUUCUUUCUUAAGAAUCUCUCCUUUCUGGACAUCUGUUACACUUCUACAACUGUUCCACAAAUGUUAGUAAACCUCUUGAUAAAUCAUGUUGCCAUAUCAUUCCCAGCAUGCAUAAUUCAGUUAUAUACUUUUUUAUCUUUAGCUGCUUCUGAAUCCUCAUUACUGGCAACAAUGGCAUAUGACCGAUAUGUUGCCAUAUGUAAUCCCUUAAGGUACUCAGUUAUAAUGAGUCGGGAUGUUUGUAUCCAUAUGGUGGUUGGUGCCUGGGUAAUUGGAAGCAUAUAUGGGAUAAUUCACACUGUUAACACUUUUAGGCUGCCAUUUUGUGGGCCCAAAGUGCUUAAUCAUUAUUUCUGUGACAUUCUACCCCUAUUUAAGAUUUCCUGCAUCAACACGUAUGUUAAUGAGGUAACUGUCUUUGCUGUUGGUGGUUUUCUAAUGAUCGGCUGUUUCGUGUUAAUUUGUGGAUCUUACAUUCAUAUUUUAUUUUUAGUUUUGAGUAUACCAAAAGGUGGUGGACGAAUGAAAGCAUUUUCCACAUGUGUUUCUCACCUUGUUGUUGUUCUGCUAUUUUAUGGAAGUGGAAGCUUCAUGUACAUGAGGCCAAAAUCAAAUCUACUAGCAGACAAGGAAUGGCUCUUAUCCAUUUUUUACACCAGUAUUACACCUCUCUUAAAUCCCAUUAUUUAUAGUUUGAGGAACAAAGAUAUCAGAAAAGCCCUUCGAAUAAUUCUAAACUCUCACUGAUGUGAAGUAAUUUCUAAAAAAAAUAAGUCUAUGUUAAUGUAAAAGUG